Brassica napus (rape) is the source of this 2542-nucleotide messenger RNA. RefSeq lists its product as uncharacterized. The record is from RefSeq and is a predicted model, not a curated record. Lineage: Eukaryota; Viridiplantae; Streptophyta; Magnoliopsida; Brassicales; Brassicaceae. The transcript is spliced from 10 exons. The coding region runs from base 241 to 1056 and encodes 271 amino acids.
UCUAGUUAUAAGUGUAGAGCCAAGUCUCACUUUUCAUAACAAUCUUUACUGAUUUUUCUUAAUAGUCAAAAUCCCUUUUGUUGAGGCUGCCAAUCCCUUUGUGGUUAAAAAAAUCAAAUUAAAAAUGAUGAAGAAUGAUGAAGAAGCUUCUAGCUUUGUGGUGAAAAUGACACGUGUCAAACUGGGACUUCUCUGUGGAGUUUCUGGUCUCUUCUUGGAUUCUCUUACAGAGUUGUGAAGAUGGGAGAUCCAUUUGGUGGCAGAUUCGGAAAUUUUGGAGGGUUUAGAGGUAGCUUGUUUGGAGGAAGAGAUCCUUUUGAUGAUCCCUUCUUCACUAGGCCGUUUGAGGAUUUGCUCGAACCAAACACCUUUAGUUCAGGUGCUGCUUCCUUUAGUAAUAACAACAACAAUGGUGGGAGAGGGUUAACAAUUGAGGAGUUACCAUCUGAUGAAGAAGUAGAAGAAGAUGAAGAUGAAGGGAAAGACAUUGGAUGUGAAGAAGGACAUACUAGUUCAGAGAAUCAGCCAUCUGUUGAGCACCCUGAAGAUGAUUCUGAUGCUGAGAGGAGGAUUCAGAAUGUAAAUCAAAGGAGUAACUUCAAUGUAAGGGAGAGUGCUCAAUCUAGAGCGAAAACUUUUAGGCAUCACACCUCUAAGGUUACAUAUGGAGGCAUAGAUGGUGCUUACUAUACAUCUAGUAGAACCAGAAGAGCAGGCAGUGAUGGAGUGGUGGUUGAGGAAAGCAGAGAGGCGGAUAAGACUACGGGUGAAGCUACUCAUAGGAUCUCCAGAGGAAUCAAUGAUAAGGGACACUCGGUUACCAGGAAGCUUAACUCGAGUGGUGGUGUAGAGUCUACACAGACUCUUCACAACCUUGGUGAAGAGGAACUAAGUGGCUUUGAAGAAGCGUGGAAAGGCAACUCAUCUCUUGCUAAUCAUGAAUCCACUGGCUCUGAUCAUAGUUUUGGAGGAUGGCUUCUUCCAUCUCUGGACCAAACCGGUUCAAGCCGUUCUGCACGUGGAGAUAAGAAAGUUGUCCGCAUCAACAUUGAGUAAAAUCAUGAGAAAUGUUACAUCGUGUAUGAAGAAGUAGUCACACUACUAAAAGGGAGAUUUCCUCAAAAUCUAAGCAUGCCACGUCAUCAAAAAUAUUCAACCAAUCAGAACAUUUUAUUUUUGGGUCUGGGCUUAAAGUUUGUCUACAGUGAACUUAGGUGUGUGGGCUUCGAUUGAUUUAAGUUUGGGCUUUAUAUUUCAUUGAACUAAACCUAGAAACCUAAAAAUCUACGACGCAGAAUUGACUAGGCUCUUCUCCUCUACCACUUCGUCUUCUCCUCUUGAAACCAUAGCGACUGAGUUCUAAUCAUCCACUUCUACACAAUCAAUACUCCACAAGGUUUCGUUUCAUCUCCUUCUUUUUCUUUGAGGUCAGCCGACCAAUUCAGUAUCUAUCUUGGUCUGUGCUUCUGCUUUAAAAACUUUCCAAUGUCUUCCUUCCACCUGAACAAUAUAUCGUGUUGCAUGGUAGCUGUAUCCUAACGCGUCUGAACUGGUGAACACAUCGAAGAUAACGAAGUUUGAAACCCUCACAAUUGGUGCGAUAGUCACCUUCAUGAACAAUGAAUCCGUUCAGCACAGAGACAGUUGACGAUGUCGAAAGAAAUCCCAGAUGGUAUUACAAAGGGCCAACAUCGUUGAUGUGAGAAUGUUACCGGGGUUGUGAAGUAAUGUCACUCACACACACAGUUACACUGACGAACCUCAAUCUACUAUUCUGAUGUUGCAAAGUAUUUUUAGUUCACCAACUCCUCUCUGUUUUUUUUUGGUAAAACAUUUUCGUUACAAUUACAGGUUCCGUGCUGAGAUAUCUGUGUACAACAGUGGUGACAAAGCCAGCUUCGUACUCCUUGGAGAUGCAGGCACUGAACGUACCAGAAGACAAGCUUCUGACUUACUCGACAAUUACUUGGGAGUGAGUUAUAUAUAUCUCAGGCUAAUGGAGAGUUGGUUGGUGAGGAAGAGGUUCCAACUCCGCAUUGUUUGGUUGAUGCAAGCGGCCAGUCACACAAGUUCAGGGUCAAAGUUAUCCCAUGCAAUUUUACAUCCAAAAGGCAGACCAUCAUAGUCACCAAAGUUGUUUGUCCUGCGCUCCUUCCACCUCGGAAAACAACAGUGGACAAUCCAAGCUAGGCGCUAGAUGUGGGCCACCGCCUCUCUCCAGUCAGUGAUGCUGCUAACUCUACCGAAGGUUCAAGAAGCUUGGGAGGUUUUCUUGUGAGGCAAAUUCAUCAACCAAGGAGAGGGAGAGAAAAGCAGAGAAGGAAGACAGAUGUCCUAGGCGUAGCACCUAAUAAGACCUCCCUGCCUCCACGUACUCACUAAAUUGCCGCUUUGUGUCAUCAUUGGAACAUUUACUUCAUCUGUUGCUAUGACAAUUUUUUACUUUUGGUUGCACUUUAAUUGCUGUUGAUUGGAAGUUCCCAUCUUAAUUUCUAAAACCUUUCCUGAACUAUUAGUUUUACAUAACUCUUACUUUCCCUUA